Messenger RNA from Scaptodrosophila lebanonensis, 6443 nucleotides. RefSeq names its product calcium-dependent secretion activator (gene Cadps). The transcript is spliced from 25 exons. The record is from RefSeq and is a predicted model, not a curated record. The coding region runs from base 179 to 4801 and encodes 1540 amino acids. NCBI's taxonomy places the organism in Eukaryota, Metazoa, Arthropoda, Insecta, Diptera, Drosophilidae. Gene Ontology annotation, biological process: synaptic vesicle exocytosis; dense core granule exocytosis.
ACUGUGUAUGCGUAUGCCCGAGCUUAAAGUGUUGUUUAUUUUUGAGUGGAACGCUAUAAUAUUAUUAAUGAUGUGAUACAUUCCGAGAUAAAUUGCAUAUCAUAAAAGUGGCGCAAACAAGCCCCUCGUCUAAGUGAGGCACCAUUGGAAAAGCAAUUAAAGUCGUAUCUACCAGAACAUGAUUGACCCCAGCUCUAGUGAGGAGGAGGGCGACGAUGAUGCCGUUGUCAAUGUGCCGCCUAAAGGGCGCCUUGGGCCUCCACCUAAAUCAGCGGCUUCAAUGGCCGCUGGGCCAGCAAAUACUUCGAUGUCCGGAUCUGGGGCCGUUCCAAUGUCUGUAUCUAAUGUACAGAAUGGAGACUUUUCUGGCAAUCAAAGAGCGCCUCCUGCAUCAGCCAGUAACCGUAUGGAGAGUGGUCAAGCCAAUAGCACUGGAGGCGUGGGACCUGCUAAGACCGACCAAGUUCAGGCUGGUGGUAGCGAUGGUGGUCUUGAAGUUCCCAAUAAUGGCAUUCCAAGUGGCAUUUCUCAAGAGACAUUAAAUCAAAGUGUCGGAUCAUCGCGGGCCAACUCGUUACCCAGACCCCUGUCGCCGUCGCCAUCCGUUGCCAGCGACAAGCAGGAUGGUGUGGACCCCCACGAGAAGCACGAACGCGAAGAGGAGGAACGCAAGCGUCGCAUUCAACUCUAUGUGUUCAUUUCGCGCUGCAUAUCGUACCCGUUUAACGCCAAACAGCCCACAGACAUGACCAAGCGACAGCCAAAGAUUACAAAGCAGCAAUUGGAAAUGAUAACACAACGAUUUCAGGCUUUCCUUAAAGGGGAAACGCAAAUAAUGGCCGACGAAGCAUUUCAAAACGCCGUUCAGAGCUAUCAUGAUGUGUUUUUAAAAUCCGAACGCGUUCUGAAAAUGGUUCAAUCUGGUGCCUGUUCACAACACGAUUUUCGGGAGGUUUUUCGCAAUAACAUCGAAAAACGUGUUAGAUCUUUACCGGAGAUUGAUGGUCUUAGCAAGGAAACCGUACUAACAUCUUGGAUGGCUAAGUUUGACAUCAUACUAAAGGGUACAGGCGAGGAGGAUUCAAAGCGACCAUCACGCAUGCAGCAAUCGCUAAAUAGCGAACUUAUUCUAUCCAAGGAACAACUGUACGAUAUGUUUCAACAGAUAUUGUCAGUGAAAAAGUUUGAGCAUCAAAUCUUAUUUAAUGCACUGAUGCUUGAUUCAGCUGAUGAGCAGGCUGCGGCCAUUAGGCGGGAAUUGGAUGGACGGAUGCAGCGCGUUGGUGAAAUGGAGAAGAAUCGAAAAUUAAUGCCAAAAUUUGUGCUUAAGGAGAUGGAGUCUCUUUACAUCGAGGAAUUGAAAUCGUCCAUUAAUCUGUUGAUGGCAAAUCUAGAAUCCUUGCCAGUAUCUAAGGGAAAUAUGGACAGCAAAUAUGGUUUACAAAAACUGAAGCGGUAUAAUCACAGUACACCAUCAUUUAUAAAAAUGAUAUUGCGUUCGCACGGAUCGCUUUCCAAACUGGAAGGUGAUUCGGAGGAAGGUACCACCCAAUUGACAAAACUGGAUGUGGUGCUUACUUUCCAAUUGGAAGUGAUUGUUAUGGAGGUAAAGGGUCUUAAGUCUCUUGCGCCCAAUCGCAUAGUUUAUUGUACAAUGGAAGUUGAAAAUGGCGAAAAGCUGCAAACCGAUCAAGCGGAGGCCUCAAAGCCCAUGUGGGAUACCCAGGGUGACUUCACAACAACUCAUCCAUUGCCGGUUGUUAAGGUGAAGCUGUAUACCGAAAAUCCAGGCAUGCUGGCGUUGGAGGACAAAGAGUUAGGCAAAGUGACUAUAAAGCCAACUCCACUUUCAUCGAAGUCACCCGAAUGGCAUCGUAUGAUUGUGCCGAAAAACUUACCUGAUCAGGAUCUUCGCAUUAAGAUUGCUUGCAGGCUGGACAAACCAUUGAAUAUGAAACAUUGCGGGCAUCUUUUCGCAAUUGGCAAGUCCGUUUGGAAGAAGUGGAAACGUCGAUACUUUGUCUUAGUUCAAGUAUCCCAAUAUACGUUCGCUAUGUGCAGCUAUAAGGAGAAGAAAUCUGAGCCGUCCGAGAUGAUGCAACUAGAUGGUUAUACGGUGGAUUACAUCGAAGCGGCUAGUGCUAAUCUCAUGUUUGGCAUCGACUUGAAUGGUGGUCGGUACUUUUUCAACGCUGUUCGUGAGGGCGACAGCAUUGCCUUUGCUUGUGACGACGAAAACGAGUGCAGUCUGUGGGUGAUGGCCAUGUACAGGGCCACAGGUCAAUCGCACAAACCAACGCCUCCCAUCACACAAGAUAAGAACUCGGCUAUGUCCAAAAUUCAAGGUGAUGCAGACAAAGCACGCAAACACGGCAUGGAGGAUUACAUAAGUGCUGAUCCUUGUACCUUUGACCAUGCGACGCUUUUCAAAACCUUACAAAAUCUAACACUUGAAUAUCGUUUGAAUGAUCCCUAUGCGUCGCUGGGCUGGUUCAGUCCCGGUCAAGUUUUUGUUUUGGACGAAUAUUGCGCUCGCUAUGGCGUACGAGGGUGCUACAGACACUUAUGUUAUCUUUCCGACCUGUUGGAUCGUGCUGAAAAGCAACACAUGAUAGACCCUACUUUGAUUCAUUACUCGUUUGCAUUCUGCGCGAGUCACGUGCAUGGCAAUAGGCCUGACGGUGUCGGGAGCAUCACCCAUGAGGAGAAGGAGAAAUUUGCUGAGAUCAAAGAACGUUUACGUCAGCUGCUUGAAUUCCAAAUAACGAAUUUUAGAUACUGUUUUCCAUUCGGCCGCCCAGAAGGAGCGUUAAAAGCAACGCUAUCUCUGUUAGAGCGUGUGCUCAUGAAAGAUAUUGUAACGCCAGUGCCACCCGAAGAGGUGCGCCAAAUGAUCAAGAAGAGCCUGGAGACCGCAGCGCUUGUGAAUUACACUCGUCUGUCGGCUGAAGCUAAAAUCGAAGAGGAUCUACGUGGAGAGAUCAUUGUUCCGCCCUCGAAGAAGCUAGAGGACCUAAUACAUCUGGCCGAGCUUUGUGUAGAUUUGUUGCAACAGAAUGAAGAGCACUAUGGCGAGCUGCGCAAACACGAUAAAAAGGAUAAGAUUAAGGCUAAGAGCGGGGAUGGCGCAGGAGAUGAUGGCUGCGGCGAUGGUGCUGCUGGCGCAAGUGGCUCGGCUGCCGGCCAGGGAACAUCAGACAUGACGGAUGCAUCCUCGAAGGCUCUGAUGGAGGCUGGGGCUGCCAGCGAUGGGCCGCCAUCGUUCCGUUACUGUAUGCCCACCCAUGCGGUCUACACAUCGCCAGUACCAACGGCAUUUGCCUGGUUUAGCGACCUAUUGGUUGAGCAUGCAGAGAUAUUUUGGUCGCUUUUUGCUGUCGAUAUGGAUCGCGUUUUAUCGGAGCAAGCACCGGAUACGUGGGACUCGUUUCCCCUAUUCCAAAUCCUCAACGAUUAUUUGCGGGCAGAUGAUAACCUACGAAAUGGACGCUUCCAUCAGCAUCUGCGCGACACAUUCGCACCACUUGUGGUGCGAUAUGUGGACCUCAUGGAAUCUUCCAUAGCCCAGUCGAUCCACAAGGGCUUCGAAAAGGAGCGCUGGGAGAGCAAGGGGAUUAACGCUGCGUUGAACCCUGCGGCUCUUAACAAUGCGGCCCAGGCGCUGAACACGGCAGCUCUCAACCCGGCGGCGCUGCUGGGGAGCAAGAAAGAUCAGGUCAAUUUUUAUGUACCGAAGCUACCGAGGCGCUCAGCUGCUGACGACACGAGAAACGGUUGUGCCACAUCCGAGGAUCUGUUUUGGAAGUUGGACGCUCUGCAAUCGUUUAUCAGGGAUCUACAUUGGCCAGACGCAGAGUUUCGUCAGCAUUUGGAGCAGCGACUUAAGAUGAUGGCCGCCGAGAUGAUCGAGCAGUGUAUACAGCGAACGGACUCCUCUUUCCAGUCGUGGCUUAAAAAAAAUGUUGCCUUCAUAUCAACCGAUUACAUAAUACCGUCAGAGAUGUGCGCUAUGGUUAAUGUGAUAUUAGAUGCUAAAAAUCAAAGCUUUAAACUAACUACCAUUGAUGGUAUUGAUCUGUACAAAUUCCAUGCGAAAAUCGACGAUCAAAUCGACAAAGCGAAUGUAGCGAUGACACAAGGACUAAGCGGUAAACUUAUGUCAGUGCUAGAGUCGACCUUGUCGAAAUUGGCACGCUACGACGAGGGCAGCCUAAUUGGCUCGAUCCUCAGCUUUACGAACGUGUCAAGCUCAGGGAAGGAUCUCGGACAAGGCUAUGUGAAUUUUUUCCGAAACAAUAUGGAUCAAAUACGCGGCAAAAUUGGCGAUGAUCUAUGGACAUUAAACUUUUUCGAGCAGUGGUAUUCCCAGCAGGUUAAUAUGCUUUGUAAUUGGCUAUCCGAACGCCUCGAUCACUCCCUGCACUAUGCGCAAGUGACAUCAAUUUCUCAUAUAAUUAAGAAAAUCUAUUCAGACUUCGAACUGCAGGGUGUGCUAGAGGAGAAGCUCAAUUCGAAGGCAUAUCAAACUGUUGCACAACGCAUGGCCACUGAGGAAGCGACUUGUGCGCUUACAAUGCCCGAUGUCGGCGAGGGUGACGAACAUGCUGAAGAUGCGCGCGACGGCGAGGAGGAGGAUGGAGGCGAUGAGAACGCGCAUGCCUCACGUGGCAUGCCGAAGCCAAAAAUGGCAGCUGCCCAAGCAGCGGCCGUAACCAACGUCGUAGCCGGCCGAGUUGGCAACUUGCUCGGAAAAGGCAUUGGUGGACUUAGCUCGAAGUUAGGAAGCGGUGGUUGGUUUUGAAUCGUCGGCGUCGUUGGAUUGCCGCUCUAUUGCCUAACCGACGGAUUCACCUGCCACAGCCUCAGUGAUUGCACAUGACCAUCCACUAGAACCCCGACCCCAACGUUAACUGAAUUUUGAAGAGACUCAGAAGACACGCCUUGCCCUCAAUAACGAAUAUACACUUCCCACUCGAGGUGGGCUUUCAAUCUGCUCGCCAAUUAGCAGCAAUAUUAGGAAACAACAACAAUAACAAUAAUAACAACAAAAAUAGAGAUAGAAACAAAAACGAAAUCAUCAAAAAAGAAAGAAAAACGAUAUAUUGCAGAAAUUCCAAAUAUAUAUAAUUUCUGCUAAUAACAGCUUCUUAUCUUUUCUGAGCCAAGUCCACGGGCGCAUUACUUCUAAUAACACCAACUUAUAUAUGCAAUAUACAAUAUGUGUAUGUGUAUGUAUGUAUAUAUGUUCAUAUAUAUAGAUAUACAUAUGUGUAUGUAUUAACGUUAUUACCUCCUACAAUAAUAUUAAUGAAAAAUAAUAAUUUAAUGAACAAGAACGAGAACGAGAUCGAGAAAAAUGUACGCAAAAUAAAGGGAUAUGCACAUUUCUUCAUCAACUCUAUAUCGAUGUGGACGCCACCUGCGGAUUAUCGUACACAUUCCACUAACAGUGCUAAUAUAAAUAUAUUUAAAUAAUAAACUAUAUAUACAGAAUACAGAAUAAUUAUAUUAACUAACUUGUCGAUAAACAAUAUUAACAAAUAAUUUAUACAUCAACGUAUAUAAUAGCUGCCUACACUUAUUAAACGUAUUAUAUGUAUUUUACAAAACAAACUUAGCUCUACAAUGUAUAUAUACAUAUAUAUUAUUGUAGUUUAAUGCUUAAAUACGAGGUUCGUAGCAAAUCUCAAGUUUUGUCAAGUAGAAGCGCUCCAUAUAAGAAGCGCUGUCCACAUUCUCAUUCAAACGCCCACACUCCGAUCAACCCCCCACCCCCACCCGCCCUCUUCCACCCACACCCCCAUCGCCCCCAUCGCCAUUCCAAAGAAUGCUCCUCCCCACUCUGAGAUCCUUGGUCGUGGUUGAGCAAACUUCCUCUUUGGUAUUUAUUUAUAAUUGCACUUUUCCCUUUCUCCACAUUGGUUUAUUCUUUUGCAGUGCAAUUGCAAACGUAUAUAAGCAAUGCAGUAAACUGUCUUAGGAACGCCGAGAUACACAAAUACCCUUUCUAAAAUGGUUACUACACACAAACACACACACACACACACACACACACAAAGAAACACUUAACGAACAAAGGAUCGAACGAACCAACCUGAAUACUUUCCAUGACAGCUGUAAGCAAUACACAGUCGAUUUUAAGCCGUUGCGAUGAUUUGCUGAGUAACUGAUUCUAUAAUGACAGAUGAAUACAUUAUAUGUCGUUAUCAGAUACUCUGGCAUAUACACCAUAUAUGCGUAUAUAUGAUUGUAUGCACUAGCAAAUUGCAAGCGCACAUAGCUAGGUGGAAUGUAAAUUUUGGAAAGGAUAUUCGAGUUUUCAAAUUGUAAUAAACAAAAAACAAAUACAAAAAUUAAACAAAAAUGAUAUUUGCCUCAUCAACAAGUUCUUUUCACUAAUGCUUUUAAUAAAUUUACAUUUAAAUACAAAAGAAAUGGUUAAA